UGCUUGCAAUGCAGGUUAUGUACGGAGUGGGAACAAGUGUGUGCUUCCCUCCGAGUGUGGCUGCUGGUAUAAGGAUCGCUACGUACAAGCAGGAACCACCUUCUGGGGAGAUGGCAGCUGCAACAACCAAUGCACUUGCAAUGCUGGUGGAAAAAUCACAUGUAAGGAAACCAGCUGCCAGAAUGGGGAACAGUGUCAGGUUGUUAAUGGAAUCAGAGACUGCUAUCCAAGUUCUUAUGCUACUUGCAUGACUUAUGGUGACCCCAACUACAUUACCUUUGAUGGGGAGCAAUACAACUUCCGGGGCAGCUGUGUGUAUCAGAUGGCCAGUGUUUGCUCCAAAAGUGUCAAUCUGGAGCCCUUUGAUGUCCUGGUGCAGAAUGACGUCAAUGGCAACUUGUUUGGCACCAAUAUCAAAUUGAUAGAAGUUAAAGUGUACGGCCAAACCAUCAUUAUCAGCAGCGAGUACCCAGGUCUGGUGACGAUAAAUGGCGAGCUCUCCUUCCUUCCUGUAAUACUGCUUGACAAGGUGUUGAUAUACAUAAGCGGCUUCUCUGCUACGAUCCAAACUGACUUUGGAGUAAUAAUAUCAUAUGACUGGAGCAGUUUGGCUGCCGUCACUGUUCCUAAGACCUAUGAGGGUGCAAUGUGCGGGAUGUGUGGGAACUACAACAGCAACCCCAAGGAUGAUAUGCAGAUGAGUGAUGGAAAGAUUGCGACAACUGGGCAGGAGAUGGGUCAGAGCUGGCGUGUGGCAGAAACCCCUGGCUGUGUCCAAGGCUGCAACGGUCCCUGUCCUAGCUGUAGUUUUUUCCAGAAGAUCUGGUAUAAGAACGACCGUUACUGUGGCCUCCUGAAAGAUGACCAUGGGCCACUCAGUAGCUGUUUCUCCAAGGUAGACCCAACUGAAUUCUAUCAGAGCUGCAUGAAUGAUGUCUGCCUCAACAAGGGUGAAGGCAGAGCACAGUGCACAGUCCUGGCUGCUUAUGUUGCCUUGUGUCAGAAGAAUGGAGUCCAAGUGUCUGAAUGGCGAUCUAGAAGUUUCUGUGAUAAACAAUGUCCUGCCAACAGUCAGUACAGCCUUUGUGCCAGUGGCUGUCCAGCUACCUGUGGAAACUUGUCCCCUCCUGUUGGCUGUGACACUUCAUGUCAAGAAUCAUGUGUCUGUGACAAAGGCUUCAUCCUGAGUGGAAACAAGUGUGUCCCCUUUAACAAGUGUGGCUGUAUGUUCAAUGGCAUGUAUUACCAUCUGGGACAAACAUUCAGCCCCAAUGCAACAUGCGAUGUGGAGUGUAAAUGCACAGAUGAUGGACGUGUGCUGUGUUCGAAACUCUCCUGUGCUGCCCAUGAAAAGUGUGAGAUAAGAAACGGCGUCAGAGGUUGCUACCCCUUCGGAAAUGGCAUCUGCUCCAUUUAUGGAGACCCUCACUACAAUACAUUUGACAACACCACCUACGAUUUCCAAGGCACAUGCACCUACGUGGCUGCCAAAGCCUGCCACAUAGAAGGAUCCCACCUGACCCCCUUCACAGUUGUGGUGGAGAAUGAGAGAUGGUAUCCUCAAUCCAGCCAAAAGGUUUCAGUCGCCAAGCUUGUGGCUCUAGAGGUCUAUGGAAACACUCUGAUUCUGCGGAGGAACCAAAUUGGAUUCAUUAUGAUAAAUGGUCUUAUUACCAACCUUCCAGUGAACAUAAAUGAUGGCCAAAUACAGGUUUAUCAGGAAGGUAAUUUUUAUGUGAUCAAAACAGACUUUGGACUCACCAUCAAGUACGACCUUGUGUAUCACGUUAUCAUCACUGUUCCAUCUAAUUAUGAGGGAAAGACCUGUGGUCUCUGCGGCAAUUUCAAUUAUAACGCAAACGACGACUUCCAGCUGCCUGAUGGCAAAACCACCAAAGACCUGUUAACCUUUGGGUUAGCGUGGAAAGUGAGUGUGUCUGGAGUGGUUUGUGAUGAUGGCUGCAGUGGGGACAUAUGCCCAAACUGUGACGAAAAGAAGAAGGCUCGCUUCCAAGGGGAAUGUGAAAUCCUCAUAAAUCCCGAAGGCCCCUUUUCCUACUGCCAAAAAAUUAUUGACCCCAACUCCUACUUCAGAGACUGUGUCUAUGAUACCUGCAUGUCAGAUGGUGACAACAAAAUGCUCUGCCACAGCAUCGCUGCCUAUGUGGCUGACUGUCAGAACAUUGGAAUAGAAAUCAAAAACUGGAGGACACCAACAUUCUGUCCGUUACCUUGCCCUGCCAACACCCACUAUGAAGUCUGUCAAGACACCUGCUCCAGUCCUUGUCCUGGCCUUUCUCACAUGAUAAAAUGCACAGCCAGCUGUAAUGAGGGAUGUGCAUGCAACUCUGGAUACUUCUUCAAUGGAACUGGUUGUGUCACUUUGGACCAGUGCAGUUGUUAUGCAGAUGGGCUCACUUACAAGAUUGGGGAAUCUGUAAUAUCAGAGGACUGUCGAAAGACCUGCACAUGCCAGGCAUCUGGAGCAGUCGUGUGCAAGUUAGCAGAGUGCAAAGCAGAUGAAACAUGCCAGAUCCGGAAUGGCAAACGAGGCUGCUACAAGAACCAGUGUCUGUUGAAGUCCGGUGGCGAUUUUACACUCUUCAAUGGAAUUAGUGGGGACAUCACCAUCAAGGGGUCCUACAACAUUCUGGAGUUAUGUGACCAGACCGUGUUGACUGAAUGGUUCCGCGUGGUUGCAGACGUGCAGAUGUGCGGUCAGGCUGGUGACGCCAGUGUUGUUGCCGUUCACACAUUCUUUGAGGAUAUGCUCAUUACCAUUAACAAUCAUCAUGACGUCUGGGCGAAUGGAAGGCCGUUGUCUCUGCCUGCCGUCCUGAAAAAUGGGAUUUCAGUUACAGUCUCUGACCAAACAGUCAUCAUGAAAAACAAGUCGGGCCUGAUUGUGUCCUACAGUCUGUCCCUGGAUCUCGGCGUCACUGUCAGCGAUGAGCUGUCUGACAAGGUGUGCGGUGCUUGUGGGAAAGUUAAUAGCACCAUCAGAAAGUCUGGUGGCAUUCAGACUGACCUGGAUUCCUGGAGGGCACCUGACUUUCCCACAUGCUUGGUGUAAAACCCCAGAAUUGCAGGAAAACUUCAUAUAGAGCAGAUGAUUUCAACAAAUUGCAUUUCACAAGGCUGAAUAAACUUUUACAACAGGAUCAAUAUUCAAUCCUAUUUUACUCCAACCUUCUUUUCUUUUAAAACUUGUGUUUCAA
Messenger RNA from Paramormyrops kingsleyae, 3218 nucleotides. RefSeq names its product IgGFc-binding protein-like. The record is from RefSeq and is a predicted model, not a curated record. Gene Ontology annotation, molecular function: protein binding. Lineage: Eukaryota; Metazoa; Chordata; Actinopteri; Osteoglossiformes; Mormyridae. Gene Ontology annotation, cellular component: extracellular matrix.